Molecule: messenger RNA, 2565 nt
Organism: Recurvomyces mirabilis
Lineage: Eukaryota; Fungi; Ascomycota; Dothideomycetes; Mycosphaerellales; Teratosphaeriaceae
Exons: 4
Coding region: 1-2565 (854 amino acids)
Biological process (GO): positive regulation of transcription by RNA polymerase II
Cellular component (GO): nucleus
Molecular function (GO): zinc ion binding; DNA-binding transcription factor activity, RNA polymerase II-specific; transcription cis-regulatory region binding
Source: RefSeq, a predicted model, not a curated record
AUGGCUGAGGCCAUCGAGAUCCCUUCUCCAUCCGUUUUCUUGCGAUCGUCUCCCCCUUCGACUGAAGAGCCCAAGGCAAAACAAGAUGUUCGACGGUCGGGUGCGGAGAAGAAAAAGACGGCACGAAAGAGCAGUGCAGUCGCCGGUGAUAGUAGCGCUGUGAAGCAGAAGCAAACCAAGAGUCGUAAUGGAUGCGUCACCUGUAAGACGAAGCGCCUCAAGUGUGGUGAAGAGAAGCCAGCAUGCGAACAAUGUAAGAAACGGAAGGUUGAGUGUGGAGGUUACAAGAAGGACUUCAAAUGGCGUCCCUUCGAAGAGACCAAUGUCAAGCUCAACAUAGACCGUCAGAUGCGAGUGUCGCCACCUCAGCGUCCAUCAGGAGAUUCGCCGAAACCAACAACGCCCGUGUCACCGGAGACUUCACCAACCGCGACUUCGCCCACUCAACCACAGGAACAGACUCGGGAAGACAGUGCUACGCGCAAGGACAGUAAGCGAACGAGCACGACUUUUGAUGAGCAUCGGGUUAUGCAGCUUGUCGAGCGACCUAUGAAAGCGAAGAGGAAGGCCAAAGCCAAGGUAGCUUCGCCGGUCCAUCGCCCAUCUUCACCUCUACAGAUUGCGUCUGUCCCGACGCCCGAACUCGAGGACACGCCCAAGCCCUCAUCUCCUGUACUGCGAAAAGAGUCGAGUGUCUCGCCUGAGCCGGCGACCAUCCCCAUCAGCUCUGCUAACGUUCCAGCUUCGCUACGGGCGACCUAUAUGCCUUCUGCUGGCCUAUCACCAACCUUGACCGAGAUUCUGCAUCCAUUCUCGGACGACGUACCGCCAGAUGAGGACUAUGUCAGCUUCGAAUUGCCGGAAGGACUAAAUCUUCCUUUUACACCAAGAGAGGUACCAGAUGAUCCAUCUCAAGAUGAGGACGUCACAGAAGAUGAAUUCGAAGACGUUUUCUGGAAUGGAGACUUUGAUGACGCCCUCACUUUUGGCAGAACAAACAGCUACUCACCCAGCCCGAUACUGACCCCAACCAAUAUGGCAACUCUGUGGCAAGGUCCAGUGACCUAUAUGUACAACCAGCCUUACUUUGCCCCUAACAGUCCAGAGAUGCUCACAUUUCGCUUCGACAGACUCACGUGCGGCAUCCUUUCUGUCAUGGACGGCCAAACCGAGAACCCCUGGCGCAACCUGAUCUGGCCUCUAGCGCAGGAGUCACCAGCACUUUAUCACGCGGUCAUGGCCAUGACAGCAUAUCAUUCAUCAACCGAUGUGCCCGCACUGCGUGUGUCAGGUCACGAGCACAAGCAAGCCAGCAUUCGCUACAUUCAGGAAGGCAUCAGAGAUAAUAGCAUGAACGACCAAACUGCCAUUGCCACAGCCCUUGCGUUGGGGUUCUCCGAAUCGUGGGACCAGCAUACAGCGUCGGGCAAUACCCACAUCAAAGGCGCACAGGCUCUGGUAAAACGUGCACUUUUCGAGCACCAGCACAGUCCUCUACAGGGCGUUGAGCUUGCGCGUCUGAAGUUCUUGUGCAACGCUUGGGUUUACAUGGAUGUCAUUGCCCGCUUGACAUCGGUCGACAGCGAUGAAUCGAACGAUUUUGACAACACUCUUCUCUUCGCCACCGAGGGUCCAAACAUGGUGAUGGGGAACAACGCUCUGUCAGGCUUCGGCAUCGAUUUUGGUAUGCCUGUCGAUGCACGACUCGAUCCGCUGAUGGGCUGCGCCAACACGCUCUUCCCCCUCAUCGGUCGUGUGGCGAACUUGGUCCGCAAAGUCUGCCGCUCACAAACGAAUAGUCCUGGUGUCAUCAGCGCGGCGCACGAUCUCAAACUCUCGCUCGAAACCUGGGAACCACCAGCCUUCAUUGAGGACCCAGAGGAUCCGACAUGUAAUGCGCAGCAUGCUUUGCAGACAGCCGAAGCGUAUCGGUGGGCAACGCUCUUGCAUCUGCACCAAUCUGUUCCCGAGCUGCCGAGUGAUACAUCACUUGAGCUGGCACAACGGGUACUGCAGUACUUGGCCACUGUUCCGCUGGCCAGUCGGACUGUCAUCGUGCAGAUCUACCCCUUAAUGGUGGCAGGCUGCGAAGCAAAGACUAUGGAAGAUAGGCAGUGGGUGCGUGAUCGCUGGACCGCCAUGGGUCAAAGGAUGCGGAUCGGUGUGAUUGACAAAUCUGCUACCGUCACCGAGGAGGUUUGGAGAAGGCGAGAUGCAUAUGAUGCUCAGCCACGAGAUAGAAGGAAAUUGGUCGCCACUGCGGAGCUCCAACCAGCAAGACAGAGAGGAGCGCCGCUCGUGAGGACUGAUACCGGGUUUCGGGACGCUGAUCCAGGCAAGACAGGAAUGGUGUUCAGCUACGUCGAAGCCGAUAGUGAAGGCGGUGGCAGUGGAGGCGGCAGUGGAGGAGGCGUAAGCUCGAUCCCAAGAGAUGAGCGCUUUCCUCCUCGACCGAAGGGACCGGACAAGAUCAUGGGACCUAUGGAUGCGGCGUAUACUGUUCGUGGCCAUCUACACUGGGUGGGUGUGAUGUGGGAUUGGGGUUGGGAGGUUCUUCUGGGCUGA